This is a messenger RNA of Symbiodinium natans, 618 nucleotides long. Lineage: Eukaryota; Dinophyceae; Suessiales; Symbiodiniaceae. The record is from the annotation of a GenBank genome assembly.
AUGCCUGGGCCAAGCGGAAGCUGCGCUGGGGACACCGAAGCCGCGAGUGCCGCCAGUGCCGCUGCAGCUGUGCGGCAGGCACUGGAAGGACUGCGGCCACGCGUCUCCAGGCAGGAACUGAUGUGGGAGCUUGGCAUCUCGAAGGAGAUGGCUGUCGCGGCCCUGAAGGCCUCGGCCGACUCAGCCCAGCCAUCAGACAGCCCUGCGACCCAGGCGGGCCCGACGUCCGUGUCCGUAGACUGCGUGGUGGCUGCUGACCUGGCAGACGGAGGGCGUGAGUUUCGCCUGGCACCCGCGCCUGCGGCAACCGCGCCAGAGCAGCCCUUGCAUGCCGAGCGCGCGCACACGGAGAUGUAUUCCGUCCGCCGCGCACGGGUGAGCAGCGAGGCGGCUGUGGCCUUGCAGUGGAAGGCCGACUUGGAGACCUGUUGGGAGGCCUUUUCCCGGCGGCUCCCUGCACAGCGGGCUCCCCUUGGGGCCCCCUUCGGGGCCCCACGGAGCCGCAGCCCUCCCCAGGGUGUGCGAGUUCCGCCAGUAGCCCCGCGAGCUGCGAGCGCGGUCAUCGUCGACCUAUCAGACUCAGGCGAUGAAGAGUGCAGGCUCUUGAGGGAUACUUAG